Messenger RNA from Dicrocoelium dendriticum, 963 nucleotides. The record is from the annotation of a GenBank genome assembly. Lineage: Eukaryota; Metazoa; Platyhelminthes; Trematoda; Plagiorchiida; Dicrocoeliidae.
AUGCCUCCGUUCCCCCCGCCAAUACCCCUUUCAUCAACGCCGAUCGAUCCAAUCGCAACGCCAGCCCGGGGUGCGCGCACGCGGGGGGGGGGGGAGGUGGGGGGGGGCAGAGGCCCGACGCAAGAUGGGAACCCCAUUCGCCCCACCCGUCGGGCCAGGCCUCCCACGCGAGACCACCUCGCCGGGCGCCACCGCACUGUCACAACAACUGCUCCUGCGAGCGACCCCCCACAACUGACCUCCCGCGCCUAUGACAUUUCCCGACAUCCAUCCGCGACGCGCGUCGCCAGGCCGAGCAAUCGCGCGGGCCACCCCAGCUACACUUCUUGGGCGCAACCAGAAAAACCCCCCACACGGGGGGGGGGGGGGGGGGGGACCAUCACUCAACACGAACAACAUCCGGCGACACCAUCAACCCGCCCACCCUACCGCCCGGGCCCCGCCGACAUCGGCCCCCCCCCCGCUCCCCCACCAGGGGGUCCUCCCCGCGUGCUCACAAAAUUCCAGGGGGGCCCACAUCUCACACACACACACCGCGCACCCGGUAAUCAGCCUCCGGGAUUAAACACAAAGGGGGGGCCCAAAGGCGGAGCGCACCCCCGGGGGGGGGGGAUCCCCCAGCCGCUCACCAUUUUCAAACUGAACAUCCAAGGCCGCAAUCCACCGUGUGCCCGCCCCAAACAUCCCGAGGGCAAUCAAGCACGAGUAACAUCGCCCAUCCCCCCCCCGCGUCAACAUACCCUUUCACGCAGAACGAGCAGUGAAUCCAAAACAUCAACACUGUCUUCCCCGAAUCCGUCGCCCGAUCCACCUUUCUCACACCUCCCCAUUACGUCCCUUCCGGGGGGGGGGGGGGGGGGGGGGGGGGGAGGGGGGGGGCAUCUUACCGAUUACACACCACCGCCACAACCACCCACUAACCCCAUCACACCCCAACCCCAACUGUCUAACCCCCACAUAUAA